Messenger RNA from Daktulosphaira vitifoliae (grape phylloxera), 665 nucleotides. RefSeq names its product protein BUD31 homolog (gene l(1)10Bb). The transcript has 4 exons. The record is from RefSeq and is a predicted model, not a curated record. Gene Ontology annotation, biological process: mRNA splicing, via spliceosome. Bases 127 to 555 code for a protein of 142 amino acids. Gene Ontology annotation, cellular component: nucleus; spliceosomal complex. NCBI's taxonomy places the organism in Eukaryota, Metazoa, Arthropoda, Insecta, Hemiptera, Phylloxeridae.
GUGGCUAUUUGUCGUUCCUGUGUAGCAUCAGAAAGUCAGAAUUAAGACGAAUUCUAUGAAGUGAAUAUUUAACUUCAAACAUUCUCUAUUGAUUCACAUUUUUGUUUAAUUGUGAUUUAGUUAAAAAUGCCGAGGCGUAUAAGAAAACAACCUCCUGAUGGUUGGGAACUAAUUGAACCUACUAUUGAUGAGCUCGAGAAAAAAAUGAGGGAAGCUGAAACUGAAACACAUGAGGGAAAAAGGAAAGUAGAAUCACUAUGGCCUAUUUUUAAAAUUCAUAAUCAAAAGUCAAGAUAUAUAUAUGAUUUAUUUUAUCGUCGAAAAGCUAUAACAAGAGAGUUAUAUGAUUUUUGUAUUAAUGAAAAAAUUGCUGAUCCAAAUUUAAUUGCAAAAUGGAAGAAACAGGGUUAUGAAAAUUUGUGUUGUUUGAGAUGUAUACAAACUAGAGACACUAAUUUUGGUACCAGCUGUAUAUGCAGGGUACCAAAAUCAAAGUUAGAAGAGGGAAGAAUUGUUGAAUGUGUACACUGUGGAUGCAGAGGUUGUUCUGGUUAAUCCUCAAUAUUAAAAUUGUAAAUAACAAUAUAUGUCCUUAAUUAAUUUUAUUUUAAUUUAAAUAAAUAAUGUAAUAUCAAAAAAAAAAAAAAAAAAAAAAAAUUUUUAAU